CUGCAGGCAGUGGAGUAGGCGGCGGAGGUGGAGUUCAGGAAGUAGCCAAUGUCAUUUCGCAUGUAGUGGUAACCACCCAGUCCACUUUGGGCCUUCCCAAACCACACGGUGAAGCUGCGCAGGAAAAUCGGGGAAAGCGCGAAAGUGAUUUCGACAAGGGCAACAACAGAAACAAAAACGCUGGACGAACAAGUGCCCCAUGCCAUUCAAAAACAAAAAGGGCUGUUCUUGCCACGUGUCACAAGGAGCAGGUCCCUUCAUUUCGCCGCGUGCGCGGCAGCAUGGAUCUCGAUCUACUCGCGCUCGAAGGCCGCCUCUCGCUGCUGGACGCUCAGCACGAACUCAAUGUGAUCCGCUGCGAAAAGGUUGUUACCAGGUUACAAUCGUUCCUGAGGGAGGGCGACAGCGAUGUCGACGAAUUGCGACACGACUCGCGGGAGGUGCCCCAAGGGAGGCGAAAUGCGGCGUCACGAUUCAACACAGCCGGAGAGCCUGACGAGAAUCGCGAGCUUUUAGUGCCGAAGAUCCGAAGAGGCUGAGGCUGCAGCUGCCGUAGCAGGAGCCAUCGCGGUCGGAGCGCCACGAACCAAGGGCUGGCCGCUGGGCGCCUCACGCGGUGGGCCUCCUGCGAGCAGCCCUCCAAGUCAGGAUUCCGGCUAAGUUUUAG
Molecule: messenger RNA, 667 nt
Organism: Closterium sp. NIES-67
Lineage: Eukaryota; Viridiplantae; Streptophyta; Zygnematophyceae; Desmidiales; Closteriaceae
Source: the annotation of a GenBank genome assembly